AUGAAACCCGCAACGCGUGCACUCCGUCGGCUCCCUCCCUCUGCCGACGACUCGCGACGUCUUCAACCUCCUCGGCUCGACCAUCCCAAACCACAUCCGGAGCAUCCCAGACGGGGAGCCCUCGUCCUGCGGCAACUUUGUCUUCUUCCAGCGCGAGCUCUUCCUACCGUACCCGCAGCUCGUGAACACAAGGCACUACCCGACCGGCAGCCCCUCCGAGAUAUCGACGAGGUGACGCGGUACCUGGAGGAGCGGCUGGAGACGGGCUACGACACGGCGGCGAUCGAGUCGUAUCGAGUCUUUACAGAGAUGCGCGCCGCGGGCUCCGUCCCAGCGGACGUCAAGUUCCAGGUCUGCAUCCCGACGCCGCUGAACGCGCUAACCUCGGCCGUUGCCCAGAAAUACAAGGCAUUCGAUCUCGCCGUGCAGAUUGGCUGCGCCAACGAAUUCGCCGUGCUGGAGGAGACGUGGAAGCGGGUGCCCCGGAUGGAAGGGAGCAAGCCGUGGUGGUGCGACGUCGACGAAGACGGAGACCGCGAUGGAAAGAAGGACAUCCGCGACGUCGUGUUCCGCGGCGUGGUCGACCGUGUAGUCUUGUUCGCCGGCGCUUACCACAUCGCCGGCGACGUGGAGCUGGGCUUCCACUUCUGCUACGGCGACUUCGGACACAAGCACUUCAUCGAGCCGCGGGACAUGGCCAUGAUGGUGCGCACGGCCAAGGCGAUUCGGCCUCGUCUCAGCCACAAGGUGGACUACAUCCAUAUGCCGGUACCUAAGGAGCGGGACGACGCGGCGUACUUUGCGCCGCUGAGAGAACUGCUCCCGCUGCUCCGGACGCACGGCACGCUGCUGUAUCUGGGCUUGGUCCGGGAGAGGGACGAAGAGGGCACGAAGAGGCGUCUGGAGACGGCGCGCAGCAUUAUCGACGCCGACCCCAUUAGCAGAAGCACCAGCGUGAGCAGUAGUACUGCCGACGACAGCGCCUCCGGGCCUAUUGUCACAUGGGGUAUCGCCACCGAGUGCGGCAUGGGGCGGAUGAAGAGCGACGAUGUGCCCGGGACAUUGGAGCUGAUGAAGAAACUCGCAAGUCCGAUAACACGUUAA
Cladophialophora bantiana CBS 173.52 is the source of this 1104-nucleotide messenger RNA. RefSeq lists its product as uncharacterized. The coding region runs from base 1 to 1104 and encodes 367 amino acids. The record is from RefSeq and is a predicted model, not a curated record. NCBI's taxonomy places the organism in Eukaryota, Fungi, Ascomycota, Eurotiomycetes, Chaetothyriales, Herpotrichiellaceae. The transcript is spliced from 2 exons.